GGAAAUCAGAGCGCACCAAAACCUGGCUAACCGCUGCUGUGUAGCUAUGUAGCAACUGACAGAAGAACGUCUCUCUUCUCUUGAAACAGCCGUGCUCUCACUUCCAAAAGCCGCAAAAUCGUUAACGCAAGAAGGAACUGCUGCAGUGUGAGCAAAAAAAUACGGAGAGGUUGGAACAACGAAAGCAAUGGAGCACAAAGGCAGAAAGAUGGAGUGCUCUGGGAGGUUGCGUAAGGGAAACUGCAGCCACGUAGCCUAAACUUCACUACCUGAAAGGAUCAGAGUACUUGGGAACAUGGCUCUGAGAGAGGGAGAAGCCAGCAGCAGCUCCGCCGAUGACAAGCAAGAGCAGAACUGCAGUCGUGUUAUUACAAUCGUCUUCCUGGCACUCCUCAUAGACUUGUUGGGAUUUGCUCUCAUCUUGCCACUGUUUCCUUCCAUCCUUGAUUAUUACAGCCAGACCGAGCUAUCUGUUUUACAGGAUGGAUUAUAUUUGUCAUUGCAACGUGGUGUGGACUGGUUUGCAGCAAUGGUUGGAAUGCCUCCAGAGAGGAAAUACAACAGUGUCUUGUUUGGAGGUCUGAUUGGCUCAAUGUUUUCCAUCCUUCAGUUCUUCUCCUCUCCCCUCACUGGAGCUGUGUCAGACUGCUUGGGCAGAAGGCCAGUCAUCUUGAUGACAGCGAUGGGUUUGAUAGCAUCUUAUGCACUAUGGGCUGCAUCUCGGUCUUUUGGCGUUUUUCUUCUCUCCAGGAUGGUAGGUGGAAUAAGCAAAGGGAAUGUCAGCCUCUGCACAGCUAUAAUUGCUGACUUGCACUCUCCAAAAGCACGGAGCAAGGGCAUGGCAAUGAUUGGUGUUGCUUUCUCCCUUGGUUUUACCCUGGGUCCCAUGAUUGGAGCUUAUCUAGCCAUGGAGACAGAAAAAGGAGAAGUCUUCUAUCUUCGUUCAGCAUUAUUAGCACUCACGUUUGCAGCAGCUGACUUGAUUUUCAUCUUCUUCCUGCUUCCAGAGACACUUCCCAAAGAAAAACGGGUCUCCUCUGUGACAACCGGGUUUCAGGCAGCAGCUGACCUGCUCAGUCCUAUGGCUUUAUUUCGGUUCUCUGCAGUCACCCAAGGAAAGGAGGCCCCUUCAGAUCAGAAUCUUCAGAACCUCAAAAUCUUGGGCCUGGCUUACUUCCUGUACCUCUUCCUGUUUUCCGGAUUGGAAUAUACGCUGAGUUUUCUUACUCAUCAGAGAUUCCAGUUCAGCAGUAUGCAGCAGGGCAAGAUGUUUUUCUUUAUUGGAAUAACAAUGGCUGUGAUCCAGGGAGGCUAUGCUCGCCGAAUAAAGCCAGGAAAUGAAAUCAGAGUUGUAAAAAGGGCCGUUUUGUUGUUGAUUCCAGCAUUCCUGUUAAUUGGAUGGGCUGCAAAUGUGACCCUGCUGAGCGCUGGACUGUUGCUGUACUCUUUCGCUGCUGCCAUUGUUAUCCCGUGUUUGUCUGCAGUGGUAUCAGGCUACGGUUCGGCCAGCCAAAAAGGAAGAGUGAUGGGGAUCCUGAGGAGCCUCGGGGCUCUUGCGAGGGCGCUGGGACCUGUCCUGUCAGCUACAGCAGACGAAGGAGGAGUAGGCAGAGGCAGGAAGAAACCAGAGCUAUCACCAGCUGCCAAGGAUCUCCCCACCACACAGUUCUCACCAUCUGAGUCCACUGACCAGACUGGGAGAAGAGGAUGUUCUGGAAGGCGAGGUGCAAUGACCAUGUGCAGUAACAGCGGGCUGCAGAUUUCUUGUGGCCUCCACAAGCACUUCAGUUGACCACGGCCUCCCAGCUGGCUUGGCCAGCUUUGAGAAUGGAAACAAAAAAGGGAAACAAAACACAAUGACAAUUUGACAUCAAGUGCUGAUCGCCACCACACUGCAGUCCAUAAGGAGUUCUUUGCACAUCUUUGUCAUUAGCACAAGCCCAAUGAACCCCACUGCCCAAAGCCUCCAUGAAGAGGACUCUUCUGCCUCCAGCUAGCAGAGAACAAAUGUACAGGAGCUGUCUGACAGACACUGGAUGCUGCACAGCCAGUGUGAUGAGAGCUGCACAAGUUAUCUAUCAGUGGACCUGCCUUAAAACCUGACAAUCAAAAAGAAGAGCAAGCGGCACGCUCCAGGCUUCCUGAGCCUGACCGGUACUUUGGUGUUAAAUGGACUGUUUUUACUAUACAAUUAAAUUCAGCUGUUUUAUAUUUCUA
Molecule: messenger RNA, 2217 nt
Organism: Gallus gallus (chicken)
Lineage: Eukaryota; Metazoa; Chordata; Aves; Galliformes; Phasianidae
Gene: MFSD10
Product: major facilitator superfamily domain containing 10
Exons: 14
Coding region: 296-1792 (498 amino acids)
Biological process (GO): transmembrane transport
Cellular component (GO): brush border membrane
Molecular function (GO): transmembrane transporter activity
Source: RefSeq, a predicted model, not a curated record